Messenger RNA from Toxorhynchites rutilus septentrionalis, 5804 nucleotides. RefSeq names its product mucin-19-like. Gene Ontology annotation, cellular component: extracellular region. NCBI's taxonomy places the organism in Eukaryota, Metazoa, Arthropoda, Insecta, Diptera, Culicidae. The transcript has 3 exons. The record is from RefSeq and is a predicted model, not a curated record. Bases 89 to 5569 code for a protein of 1826 amino acids. Gene Ontology annotation, molecular function: chitin binding.
ACGAACACGAACGAAACAACUCUUGAGCUGGAUAACAAAGUCAAGGAACCAAUCAAUAUCGUUAGUGCCAAAAAUAGUUCUCUCUGCGAUGGAAUAUCUAGUGAAAUCACUCGCCUUGCAAUUUAUCGUGCUGAUUGCUAUGCAACCUUUGGUGCGAUCCCAGGCGGUUGGUACGGAUUGCGGUGGUAAACAAUUCCUAUGUCUGGACGACACACGGUUCCAGGUGUGUACCGAUAUCAACGGUAGCGGAAGAACGGAAACAGUUGACGGCAUAACCCAAUCUUGUCCUCCGGAUAAAUACUGCAGUAAUGACGGACGAUUCGAGUGUGAUUGGCCAACGAGACCAUCAAUGGUGACUGCGCCACCAGUCAUCACAGAGCCGGAGGUAUCUGUAGUGCAACCAAUUGCUGCUGAAGCUGCUCCGAUACAAAUUGAAGCUACAUCAGAUCAGACGAAAGUUGUUAGCGAGGUACAACCAGACGCAGUGCAACCUGAAACAACUCCUGCUGAAAUUGUUGCAGCUCCUGUAGUCGAACCACAGUCAGCAGCUACGGUAACGGCUGUAGAGUCCCAGCCAGAAAUCCAACAUCCAGAUGUUCCGGUUGCGCCAAGUGAAUCUCAAUCCGGGGACCUCGUUAUAGGAUGUGAAACUCAACCCGAAUCGAUAGCUCCAAUAACUAUCGAAACUCAGCCAGAACCUACUGUAAAUGCUGCAGAAUCUCAGCCACAGACUCAGCAGCCAGAAUCUUCAGUUGCACCAAGUGAAUCUCAAUCUGAAGUUAUCGUUGUGGAAAGUGCUACGCAACCCGAAUCUCAAGCAGAUAUUACCGUGCGUGCGAAUGCGGUGGAAUCCCAGCCAUCUCAACAAUCAGAACAACCCGUUUUUGUAAAUAUCCCAAUCGAAUCUCAAUCCGAAAUUAGUACUGCGGUUGGGGAAACACAUACAGAAACUACAGUUGUCGCAGUAGAAUCUCAUCUGAGUGCUGGACAGCAAUCUGUAGUGGAAGCAUCUCAAUCGCAGGAUCCAAUUGUUAACGUAAAGCCCACAUCGGAAGACACUACUGUAUCUGAGAGUACGGUUAUCGCUGUUGAAUCUCAGCCUGAACCGAUUCAAGAGGUGCAACCUGCUGCACCUGCAGGAGCUCUGGCAACAAGUUCGGGUUUGAACGGCCUAAAUGAGGCGGCGGAAAUUCAGCAGACCGUGACUACCUCUGUCGUCGGCAGUGAAUCCCAAUCUAACGCCGAACAGACAGGUUCAGAACAACCGCAACAACAGCAGACAACUGUCUCUGCAAUUCAUUUGGAGAGCCAAGUAUCUUCUGGUCCUGAAUCUGUACCCGAGACAGUAGUAAUUCCUGUAGUCGCUGGCCUAGAUGUGCCAGAAAAUUCCCCACCCAAUGAACCCCAGACUGAUGUUGAACUUCAAACAGAACCUGCGGUGAUUGAUACAUCAAAUCCAAACAAAGGCGAGUCAUCUCACAUUCAGGAAGUUGGCCAAACCAACGAACAUGGAAACUUGGGACCAGAAGGAGCUCAGCACGAUAAUUCUGUUGUAGCAUCGCAGGCCACAGAUGCCCCAAACGUCGCAACACCAGAACAGAAUCCCGGUGAAAACUCCAUAAUUCCUGUGAAUCCUCUACCGAACGAGACUCAGCCUGAUGGCUCUACUAGUAUCAUUGAACAACAAACCGAAAACGCCGUCAUUGGUAUAGAAAACUCGUCCGCAGGAUCAGUAAAUGCCGGGGCAGUUCAACCCGAGACUACAGAGGCAACGGCUGGUUCUGAAUUAUCCCAAUCAGAGAAUCCAACUGCUGGUGGUGCUCAGCCUGAAGGUAUUGAUUCCGUAGCCACCAACGCACCGAAUCCAAGUCAGAGCGAACCAUCUACAGCUCCCGAUAUCUCAAUUGUUACCUCAUCCAAUCCAGGCGGACCUGAAACCGGACCUAGCGGUGCAGUUUCUGAUGGUCAAUCCGAAAACACAGUUUCUGGUGUUGAAGCCGUACCCGCCGUCUCAGCAAAUGCUGAUGGUGCUCAGACCGAAAACACGGUGGUAAACUCUGAGAACACAGAUGCACCAAACCUGAGCCAGGGUGAAGUUCCCGUCCCCGCUAUAGUCCCCGAAAUUUCUCAACCGAAUCAAGCACAUCCUGAGAGCACAGUUGACAUUGUUGACCCAUCAGUUGCAGCUCAGGAGACAAGCGGUGUUGGAAAUGUAAACCAAGGAGAGAUAACAACCCAACCUGAGAACCUACCUAUUGGAGGCGCAAUGCCUGAGAGUACUGCCUCUUUAGGUACAAAUGCACCAAAUCAAAAUGAGGGUGAAUCGUCUGCAGUUCCCAAUACCAUAGUUGGCACAUCAACUAAUCCAGCUGGAUCUGAAACAGAAACAAGUGGUGUAAUUCCAGAUAGUACCACUGGAGAACAAUCUCUGAAUGCAGCCCCUGGGGAAGAGACCCAGCCCUCUGGUUCGGCUAAUGGCUUAGGAGCUCAACCCGAGAGUACAAUUAUAGAUGCUGAAGGUUCCAGUAUACCAAAUUUAAGCCAAAGUGGAACGUCAAUAGGUCCGGAAAUUUUUCAACCGAACGUACCUCAACCCGAGGGCACAGUUGGAACUGCAGGGCAAUCCGUUGCAGCUCAGGAAGCAAGUGGCACGGAGAUUGGAAACCAGGGAGAACUAGCAGCCGCUUCGGGAGGAUCCCAGCCGAAUAAUGCAGCUUCUGGUGAUGCUCAGCCUGAGAGUACUGUUUCCGAAGGUACAAACGUAUCGAAUGGAAAUCAGGACGAACCUUCUGUAGUUCCCGAUAGCUCCGCCAGUACAUCUUCUAAUCAAGCAGGAUCUAUAGCCGAAGCAAUUCCUGAUAGUACUACAGGACAACAAUCAGAGAACGCAGCCUCUGGUGUAGAAACCCAGCCCGGCGGAUCAUCAAAUGUAAAUCAGGGUGAAACAUCUAUAGUUCCAGAAAUUUCUCAACCGAACCAACCUCAACCCGAGAGCACAGUUGACACUGCUGGACAAUCCGUUGCAGCUCAGGAGACAAGUGGCACACAAAUUGGAAACCAGGAAGAUUUAACGGCUACUCCAGGAGGAUCUCAACCGGAUAUCUCAACAUCCGGUGGCGUUCAACCUGAGAGUACUGGUUCCGAAGCUACUAGCGCACCGAAUCAAAAUCAGAGCGAACCGUCCGCAGUUCCCGAUAGCUCAAUUAGUACCUCAUCUAAUCCAGCUGGAUCUGAAACUGAAACAAGUGGUGUAGUUCCUGAUGGACAGCAUUCAGAAAACACAGGUUCUGGUGUAGAAACCCGGCCCGCUGGAUCAUCAAAUGUUAAUGGUGCUCAUCCAGAGAGCACGGGGGUAAGUUCUGACGGUAACGGUGCAUCAAAUAUAAUACAGGGUGAAUCAUCAAUCCCGGAAGUUGCUAAACCGAACCAACCUCAACCCGAGAGCACAGUUGACACCGCUGGACAAUCAGUUGCAGUUCAGGAAGCUAUAGGCGCACAAAAUGGAAACCAAGGAGAAAUAGCCCCUACUGCAGGAGGAUCCCAAUCAGACAAUCCUGCUUCUGGUGACUCUCAGUCUGAGAGUGCUGGUCCAGGAAGUGCAACGAAUCAAAACCAGAAUGAAUCGUCUGCAAUUCCAGAGAACUCAGUUGGUACGUCAUCUAAUACAGCUGGAUCCGAAACUGGACUUAGUGGUGUAGUUCCUGAUGGUCAACAAUCAGAAAACGCAGCUUCUGGAGUAGAAACUCCCGGAUCAGCAAAAGCUAAUGGUACUCAACCAGAGAGCACGGGGGUAAAUUCUGAGAGUAACGGUGUACCAAAUUCAAAUCAGGGUGAAUCAUCUAUACUCCCGGAAGUUUCUCAACCGAAUCAACCUCAACCCGAGAGCACAGUUGACACUGCUGGACAAUCCGUUGCAGCUCAGGAGACAAGUGGCACACAAAUUGGAAACCAGGAAGAUUUAACAGCUACUUCAGAAGGAUCUCAACCGGCUAUUUCAACAUCCGGUGGCGUUCAGCCUGAGAGUACUGGUUCCGAAGGUACAAGCGCACCAAAUCCGAAUCAGAGCAAACCGUCCGCAGUUCUCGAUAGCUCAAUAUGCACCUCAUCUAAUCCAGCUGGAUCUGAAACUGGACCAAGUGGUGUAGUUCCUGAUGGACAGCAUUCAGAAAACGCAGGUUCUGGUGUAGAAUCUCCCGGAUCAGCAAAUGCUAAUGAUGCUAAACCAGAGAGCUCGGGGACAAGUUCUGAGGGUGUCAGUGCACCAAAUUUAAAUCAGGAUAUAACAUCUAUAGUUCCAGGAAUUUCCCAACCGAACCAGGCUCAACCUGAGAGCACAAUUGGCAAUGCUGGACAAUCCGUUACAACCCAGGAAGCUAGUACUACAGUAAAUGUAAACCAAGGAGAUACUGAAGGAGGGUCCCACCCAGAAAAUCCUGCUUCUGGUGGCUCUCAGCCUGAGAGUGCUGGAUCCGAAAGUACAAACACACCAAAUCAAAACCAGAACGAACCGUCUUCAGUUCCAAAUAGUGGUUUGGUUCCGGAAAUUGUUCAACCAAAUACUCCCCAAAUUGAUAUUACUAAUGGCAUUGAUGGACAACAAGUCGUUACGGAAGGAUCAUCGCAGAUGAUUCCGGUCAAUCCCCAGCCAGAUACUGUCGUUGGUACUGGUAGCAAUCAACCAGUGAUUACAGUUAUCGGAGGAGCUUCAAACACGGAAAUAUCUGAAACAGUAACGAGUGGUGCAUCUCAAGGUUCUCAACCUGGCUUAGGAGUUAACCCCGAAACAGAUAAUGCUCCAUCAGAAGAAGGAACUAAUCCGAUCAAUCCAGGGGUAAUCGGGUCAAAUGGCUCAUCAGCGGGUACCACAAACCCAGAACAAGGUCCAAAUAGACCUCCUGGUUCUCCUGAUGGAACAGGUUCAGUUGGCUCAAAUGAAGGUAGCUCUGGUUCCUCUAUCCCUACUCAUCCAGCUCGUCCCAAUCCAGCACCAUUCCUCUGCCAGCAACCAGGUAUAUUCCCUCAUCCUAAUGAUCGCUGUAAGUACUAUGUCUGUAUUUGGCUGCCUUUCGGUAUCUACGGGUUGGAGCUAAACUGCACGAAUGGUAUGGUCUAUAACCCUAUGAAGCAACGCUGCACCGAAGACAAAAGGCCAUCUCUACCUAAUCAAUUCGUCUGCACCGGAUCUGGUUCAUUUCCCGAUCCCUCAGACAACAGAAUGUAUUAUCAGUGCAUAAGGCAUUUUGGACUAUGGAUACCGAUCAGAAGAAACUGCGCAAAGAACCAGAAAUUCAACGCCACCCUCAAUGAAUGUGCAACUGAAGCCACGCCUGCGUCUGCACGUGAUGACUCCGAUUCCGAGGAAGAUUCGGAUGAGGCGAAAGAAAAGGUUAAAUUCGAGUGUGUGACAGCUGGAAGAUUUGCGGAUCCAAACGACUGCUCCAAGUACUUUAUCUGCACCCUGAAGAAGAAGGACAGGUUCAAGAAAAAACAGGUGAGGUGCCCCAAAGGUCAUCGAUUCGAUGCAUCGCUGCAGGAUUGUUCCACAGAAAGGGACGUUCUGUGUGCGUAAAACAAAUUGCAAACUUUUAGAUUAACAAUCAAAUAUGGUAGCAAUGAUUAGAGCGCAAAAAAUCAAGUCUUCGAAACGGUGAUACAGUUCGAAAUAGACGGAAAUAUUAUACCGAUAGAAAAAAAUUCGAUUCCAAUUCAGUUGCUAAUAAAAACGUAGAUGCAAUUUAAAUUAUAUAAAUCAAUAAUCAAAAAUUGAUCCAGUGAAUAAAUGUUACCUCGGAGAGCUUGGAGAA